Molecule: messenger RNA, 2837 nt
Organism: Syngnathoides biaculeatus (alligator pipefish)
Lineage: Eukaryota; Metazoa; Chordata; Actinopteri; Syngnathiformes; Syngnathidae
Product: phosphatidylinositol-binding clathrin assembly protein-like
Exons: 13
Coding region: 634-2166 (510 amino acids)
Biological process (GO): clathrin coat assembly; synaptic vesicle budding from presynaptic endocytic zone membrane; clathrin-dependent endocytosis
Cellular component (GO): extrinsic component of presynaptic endocytic zone membrane; clathrin-coated pit; synaptic vesicle
Molecular function (GO): 1-phosphatidylinositol binding; SNARE binding; clathrin heavy chain binding
Source: RefSeq, a predicted model, not a curated record
UUCAUACUUCAGUGACAAAAAGGGCACAAAGAGUUUGUGUCACACGGACCCAAGAGCAUUAGGGGUUAACCGCGUCACAACAUUAAGGACUCAAAAGUAUGAAAGGAAACAGUGUCACAAAGAUCCGCAUUCUAGCAACUUAAAAGCAUAAGAGGAAAAUAAAGACAACAGAGAAUAAAAAUACGCACACAAAUAACAAUUGUUAGAUCACAUCAUGGCGGAAUAAUCAGUUUUAACACAACUGACACCAAAGUGAAACCAUCAGGGAUCUUUUAGAGAGAUUUGAUGAUCGGGUCUUUGCCGACUUUAAUCGGAACAGUGGGGGGAAUGAUCAGGUUUGGCCCAAUCACAAGUAUUGUAUGCGUGUAUCCCACUUGUAAGUCAUUUUGAACGUGUUCAAAAUUUGUGAUUGUCGGGAAACACACCCGACACAACAGGAUAAUUGUUCCAGAUCAUCGUUUAGAGUCAUCUGAAAAUCGGGUUAUUGAUGGCUUUGAUUGGUUGGGGCGUGGGGGCUCACAUUUGGCCUAAAGUCUUUUGUCAUAUUUUGGAAUUUGUCAUCUUACCCCGACAUUUUUUUUUUACAUAUAUGGUCAAUUGCCUGCUCUGAGCUUUAUUUAAUAAGGAUACAACAUGUCCACCUUCAUCAGACGGUACAGUCGCUACCUGAACGAAAAAGCCAUGUCGUUCCGGUUAGCAGCGGUGGACUUCACCAAGAUGAAGCGAGGGGCCGACGGCGUGAUGCGCACUAUGAACACAGACAAGCUGAUUAAAACGCUGCCAAUCAUUCAGAACCAGCUGGAUGCGCUGCUGGAUUUCCAGGUACCAUUUUAUAAAAAAAAAAAAAAAAAAAAAACAGCGCCAUCAUUAGGCGCGAUAAUGCCACGCGAUAACAGUUUGUGCGUGCGUGUACACUCCGACCUGCAGCCGAACUCCAACGAGCUGAGCAACGGAGUCAUUAACACGGCCUUCAUGCUGCUCUUCAAAGAUUCCAUUCGGUUGUUUGCUGCGUACAACGAGGGCGUCAUCAACAUGCUGGAGAAGUACUUUGACAUGAAGAAGAACCAGUGCAAAGAGGCACUGGAGCUCUACAAGACCUUCCUCAACAGGAUGACUAAACUGUCCGAGUUUCUCAAAGUGGCCGAGGCUCCUAGCUCUCUCCUGGAGGCCCUGGAGCAACAUUUAGCCUCCCUGGAGGGGCGGAAGCUCAAAGACCUCUCCACAGCCAGCAGGUCCAGCACUCUGUCCAGCACAGUGUCGUCCCUCUCCAGCACUGGGAUCUCCCUCAGCCGUAUGGACGACAAGAUGGAGAACAAUCGACUGCAGCAACACAAGGAUCACGGUCAUAAGGUGAUCGAUAUCCAGACGCCCAACGUGUCGCCCAGCACCCAGUCGGUGGGCAGUGUCAGCAGCAGUGGCGGAGCUACGGACCUCUUCUCCAGCUCACCCUUUGUAGCCGUCAACAACCAUGUGCCAAAUUUGACCAGUGAGCUGUUCACCCUGCAGCCCCAUUUCACACCCCUUCAGACCACACACACUGUGCCCAACAACAACGCUUGGGGAGGUACAGUACAGAUGUACAUUACAACAACAAAAACAACAGCAGCCUCUGCAUAUAAUAACACGGGCGUGGGGAUCUUCUUAGGUGAUUUGCUCAAGCCGGCCCCGCCCACUCAGAUUCACAGCCCCGGUGUCCCACUACACUCUGGGAAGAUGCUUUCCAACGAUUUGGAUUCUUCAUUAGCUAACCUCGUCGGGAACCUGCAGUUUGGAGGGACACCAGCCAAAAGGCCUGAGCUGCAGUGGAGUCAGCUGGUAGAGAAGAAACCGACAGGGGGAAGUGGCUGGCAGACAAAAACCAUGUGCCACAGCACCAACUGGACACACUCUGCCCAUCCCAUGGCCCCGGCACCCAUGCCUGUCCCUCAAAUGAAUGGGGUGAUCUACACUGGCUAUGCUCCAGCUCCAGUAGCUUUUCCUAUGACAACCCCCCAAGUGCCUGUCUAUGGAAUGCUCCCCCCUCAGAUGAGCCAUCAGAUCGGGGGUGUUCCCAUGAUGCCCCAGCAGCCCGUCAUGUACAACCAGCCGGUCCUGAGACCCACCAAUCCAUUCGGACCCAUCCCGGGGACGCAGGUAUUGAAUACAAACACAUCCACAGGCACAUAAGAGACAAACAGUCGCACUCACAAUUCCACCUGGGGGCAAUUUAGAGUGUCCAAUUAAUGUUGCAUAUUUUUGGGAUGUCGGAGGAAACUGGAGCGCCCAGAGAAAACCCACGCAGGAACAGAGAGAACAUGCAAACUCCACAUAAGCAGAGGUGGGAUUGAACCCUGGACCUCAGAACUGUGAGGCCAACGCUUUUCCAGCUGUUCCACCGUGCCGCCCACAGACAUCCAAUUAUUCUAAUUACAUAAAAGCUAAUCGGCAGACACUUCAAAAAUUGAAGAAAAAAUAUUAAAUGGAUUACUGAUUGAGGCAGCAGUGUGCCUCACAGUAAAACGUUUUGUGUUGUCAAUCUCCCUGUGCUAGUGUGUUUUUGAUUUCCAGUUACUUUGGCUUCCUCACACUCCAAAGACAUGCAUGCUAGCACUAUAAAUUGCGCAGAGUUGUGAAUGUAAUUAUGAAUGGUUGUUCAAUGUAAUGUCCUUGGUUAUGAAGCACUGACUCAAUGAGUGAGAAUCAGCCAGUGGUGGCCAAAUUGUGUUUAAAGGGUGACCAUCCCCUGCUCUGACUGCAGCUGGGAGGGAGUCUCAGAGCCUCCAGAAAUAGUCUCCAACCACCCCCCAGCUUUUUUUUUUUUCUUUUUUCAUAUAUAUAUAGUCACUAGAGGGGUCUAG